AUGACUUCUCUAGAAUGGGGCUUUAACACCACGGGCCUUUCCGUCGUGCAAGCAUAUGCUGACAGGGUCAACGGAAAGACUAUUCUCAUCACCGGCCCGAGCCCUGGCGGCAUCGGGGCCAAGAUUGCUUCCGACCUUUGCCAGGGUGCUUCACCAGCACGUAUCAUCCUAGCAGGGCGAAACAUUUCCAAGAUUGAGCCUCUCGCGGCCGAACUGCGCCAGGUGAAGCCGUCAGUUAGCGUCGACAUCGUCUCGCUCGACCUUGGCUCCCUCGCCUCUGUUCGCCAGGCAGCCAAAGAAGUUACCCAGCUAACCGAUCGCCUCGACUACCUCUUCAACAAUGCUGGCAUCAUGGCCACAAAAGAGUUUGCCAAAAGCGUCGAUGGUAUUGAGGUCCAGUUUGCCGUCAACCACAUUGGCCACUUUCUCCUUACGGGGCUCUUGCUGCCUCUCAUCAAGCAGGCGGCCGCCACCGCGGCGGCAGCGGGCGACUUGACGCUCCCGACGCGCGUCAUCAAUCUCUCGAGUAACGGGUAUAUCUUCGAGGGGAUCCGUUCUGAUUACAACUUCCAGGAUGGAAAAGAGUACGACCCUUGGCGCGGAUACGGCCAGGCUAAAUCGGCCAACAUCAUCUUUGCACGCUCUCUCGCCAACAAACUUCGCCACCUAAACGCGACUUCCUUUUCCGUCACCCCCGGUCUUGUUCUCGAGACGAACUUGCAGGACACUGUCGACCGAGACGUGUGGGGGAGCGUGGGAUCUGCCUACGACAAGGCUUGGGAGGGCAGGGACAAGCCGCCGUUCGAGGAACAGAAGCCUCUGGCCUGUGGCACCUCGACACCUCUGAGGGCGGCACUGGAUCCAGCUCUGGCAAGUACCCCUGGCGAGUACCUCAUGGACUGUCAAAUUGUGCCAGAUGGUGCCAAGCUGGAUCACAUUAUCGGUGAUCAAGUUGGCGACAAGCUCUGGGCGCUCAGCGAGGAAAUCGUCAAGCAAAAGGUCUUGGUCUGA
Clonostachys solani is the source of this 1011-nucleotide messenger RNA. Lineage: Eukaryota; Fungi; Ascomycota; Sordariomycetes; Hypocreales; Bionectriaceae. The record is from the annotation of a GenBank genome assembly.